Messenger RNA from Hevea brasiliensis (rubber tree), 4238 nucleotides. RefSeq lists its product as uncharacterized. Bases 361 to 2505 code for a protein of 714 amino acids. NCBI's taxonomy places the organism in Eukaryota, Viridiplantae, Streptophyta, Magnoliopsida, Malpighiales, Euphorbiaceae. The transcript has 9 exons. The record is from RefSeq and is a predicted model, not a curated record.
AAAAAAGAUUCCACAGCGAACAUCCACCACCACCGGUAACGCCAUCGCCGGUUGAGCUCCUCACCGUCUUGGCUCUCUUUCUCUUUCUCUCUCUAUCCCUUUUUCUACUAAAAAUUAAAAAAAAAAAAGGAAAGUCCCUAUCUAAUAUCAAACACCAAAUCCUUCUCCGUCUCUCUCUUUCUCUGGCGGACCAGUCACCUAAAUCGCUCUGUUCAUUUCCUCCAUCUUUCUCUCUCUAUAUAUAUAUCUGUACACACGAUUAUACGUACAGAGCAUUACAAAUCGGGAGUUUCUAUUGAGGCAUUGUUGAAUUUGGCGGUGAAUGCAGUGCGUGAGUGAGCGCAUGAUAAACGUAUAGGAAUGGCGCAGUACCGGCAAUCUGGGCACCAUUACUCAAACGGUACGUCGGAUCACUUGUCCAUUGGGAUUUGUCCUCCGACUUCUCUGCAGCAGCAGUACAAGCCGGUGAGGGUUCGCCGAUGGGCUCGAUCUGAUAAGGGCAGUGCUGCUGCCUUCUCGAUCGGAGCGGUCAUUGUGGUUUUAUGUGUUGUGCUUGCUGUUACUAUUUUAGCUUACUAUUACCUCUCCGCCGAUGAUAAAGGUGCAGAAAUAAAUGCUCAUCAUGUUGAUGAUGGUGAGAUGAAGAAUGAUUUGGAUUUUCUUACAAAUGUUACCCGAACAGACAACUUUAGAGUCCUUGGCUUUGGCCAAGGUUCAGUGGGACAUGGACGGGAUUCUAGGUAUUGGGAUAGGGAUGAUAGAAGAAGGGAAGGAGAUUAUAAUGAGGAUGAUGUGACUCAUGAUGGUAAGGAAGCUAGGGGUGGAUCUGCUGAAAAGGACCAUGAUCCAGUGGAAGUGAAGGUAGGAAAGGAGAAGACUUCUCAAGAUGAUCCUUUUAAGGGUUUAGAGCAAAGAGGAGUUGGAUUGUACAAUGAAGAUGGACGUAAUGAAUUAAAAAGGUAUGAAGCAGAGUAUGAGGCCUCUCUAAAGAAUACUAGCCAAUCAAGAAAUGAAAAUGACAAUAAAAAUCAGUUACUUGAUGAUGAGGAUAAUGGAGAGCAGAAUGAGCUAGUUGAUACUGAUAAUGAGUAUGAUGAUGGUACUGAUUCCCACGAUCCUCAUAUGGAGGAAUACGGCGAUUCUGAAAAUGAAAGUGGUGACCACACUGCUAUAGGAAUAUCCCAUGAUAAUGAUGGUAGAGAGUCCUCUAGUUUACAUGAUGCUGAAACUAAGGAUCAAAGUAUUGCCAAGGACAGUCAGGAAGUCUCUGAUAAUAUGUUAGAGAAGUCUUUGAAUUCCAGAACUAUGGAUAAUAUUCACAGUAAUUCUCGACAAGUUCGUGCUACUGGCAGUCAAUCUACAAGCAAAUCACAGACAGACUCAAAAAGAAAAAGGCGCCGGAAAUUUUCUGGGUCUUGUGAGACGAAGUUUCUAAAUUCUACUUCACAACUUGUCGAGCCUUUUGAAAGUCAUAAAUUUGCAAGAUUUUCCUUGCAGUAUGUGGAAAUGGAGGAGAGGCCCAAUGUGGAUGAACAAUGGGAGCCCAGAUUUGCCGGGCAUCAGAGCUUGCAAGAACGGGAAGAAUCAUUUUUGGUUCAUGAUCAAAAAAUAAAUUGUGGCUUUGUCAAAGGUCCUGAAGGAUCCCCAAGUACAGGAUUUGAUUUGGCAGAAGAUGAUGCAAAUUAUGUCAGUAGAUGCCACAUUGCUGUAAUCUCUUGUAUCUUUGGAAAUUCAGAUCGUUUGAGGUCACCUACUAGUAAAAUGGUCACUCGCUUGUCAAGGAAAAACGUCUGCUUUGUUAUGUUCGUGGAUGAAGUUACUUUGCAAACACUUUCUUCGGAAGGUCAAAUCCCAGAUAGAACUGGUUUUAUUGGUUUAUGGAAGAUUGUGGUGGUGAAGAAUCAACCAUAUACAGAUAUGCGGAGAGUGGGCAAAAUACCAAAAUUGUUGCCACACCGGCUUUUCCCUUCUGCAAGGUAUUCAAUAUGGUUGGAUAGCAAAUUACGUUUUCAACUGGACCCUUUGCUCGUUCUGGAAUAUUUUCUGGGGCGAAAAGGUCAUGAAUAUGCCAUUUCUAAUCACUAUGAUCGCCAUUGUGUAUGGGAAGAGGUUGCACAGAACAAGAGAUUGAACAAGUAUAAUCAUACUGUCAUAGAUCAGCAAUUUACUUUCUACCAGGCUGAUGGACUGAAAAGAUUCAAUGCCUCUGAUCCAAAUAAGCUUCUUCCCAGCAAUGUACCUGAAGGGUCUUUAAUUGUAAGAGCGCACACUCCUAUGUCAAACCUGUUCUCGUGUCUUUGGUUCAAUGAGGUCGAUCGCUUUACUCCUCGUGAUCAACUGAGUUUUGCAUAUAUAUACCAGAAAUUGAGAAGGAUGAAUCCUGGCAAACCAUUUUAUCUAAACAUGUUCAAGGAUUGCGAGAGAAGAGCCAUAGCAAAAUUGUUUCGUCACAGGUCAGACGAGAGGCGAAAUAAUUCUCAUAAACAUCAAGAAUCAACAGAAUAAAAUGCAUGAGAAAUCGCCUUCUACGAAGCCUAUUUCUGUACAUUAUUCUUUGCCACACAAAGAUUUAGUGCCUGAUGAUGGUAGCCUCUUCUCUAAUGUCCCAGAAUGUUACAGAACUACUGAUUCCCGAGGACAUACUUCGAAAUACAUAGCGGAUACAAGACUUGAUAGUGAUUUGUUGGGGGAGGUAAUAUUGCUGCAAUUCUCUUCGACUUCAAUUAAAUACAAAUACAUAUCUCUGUGGAAAAGUGAAUAGCUAUAAUACUAAAAGCUUCUUCAUCAUACCCCAUUCUAUUCUAUUCUUUGUUCCGUUUUGAGGCCAGCAACGCACUCAAAUGCCCUUUUGUACCAUUACUUAUAAUAUAACUACAAAUUUUAUGUUUCAUCCCAUAUUUUGGAUUCUAUCAAUUUUUCCUUAUGGGUUGGAUAUCCAUACUGGUUGUUUGUAACAUUUUUUUUAUUGGUAAAACUUGUGUAUGAUAAUAUUCAUGGCAAGUUUUUGGCUAUCUUUUCAAUAUAUACAUAAUUAUGUUGGAUAAAUUUCAAUGACUGUCAUUGAACUUAUAUAGUUGUAAUAUUACAGUUCUUUAACUUUAAAAUGUAACAUAAAACUCUCUAAAUUUUCAAAUUUUGCGCAAUAAAAUCUCUUUGAUUUUCAAUUAUUAAUUUUUCAGUUAAAAACUGACGUGAAUAGCUCCCGCAUGGCGCUUAGUCAAUAUUUUUCUCUCAUUUUCUCAUGCAAAGUGUAAAAUUAUUCUAUUUACGUGUGAAAAAUUAUUCUGUCUAUAGAGAAAAGAAUGAUUUAAUUUACACAUGACUUGAGAGAGAAAAGAGAAAUACUAAUUAAACUCCAUGUUGGAACUAUCCAGGUCUAACUAAAAAACUGGUAAUUGGAGGUUAGAUGGAUUUUACUGUGCAAAAUUUGAAAGUUGAUGGAGUUUUAUAUUAUAUUUAAGUUGAGAAAUUGUAAUGUUAUAAUUAGAUAAUUUCAAAGACAAUUGUCAAAAUUUAUCCUAAUUAUGUUAUUGAAGUUGAGUAAAAUGGCUGUGAGAGCUAGGAAUGGCCAAUUAUAAAAUGAAUCAGUGGAGUGCCUGUCUUCCUUGCUUGACUGCAUGCUAACACUCACCUUUUUUUACUCUCCAAAUCCUCGAGGACGGUGGAGUUGAGAGGCUUUAUGGGCUAGCUUGCAAAUUCUUCCUUUCCACCAAUGAAGAACAAGGCAUCCUCGCUCCCUUAUCAGCCGUUUCUUGUAUCAUGUAGUGGCCAUAAACGUCUAGUGUGGAAGAAAUUAUAAUACUUUUCUAGAUCUGGUAUCCUCGAUUCGCGGAAAUUCGACAGUUGACCGGGUCUGCAAAUUUCGGGCCAGACAGACCCGUUACCGGAAAAAGUCUCCGGAUUGGACCGAGGUUUUGGCUAGCCCCCCAUUGUCAGACGUCCCGAGCGCGUUCCCGAAGUCGGAAUCGGCAAAGGCCACAGGAGGAUAUUUUGUUCUGGGUUAACCUGCUUUUCUCCUUCGCAGGUGUUUAUCAAUACUUGUGUAAUUUUAUUUACUCCUAGAAUUUCCGCAUGUGUUAGUAGUAAUUAUUUGAAUUUGGUCUGUAAUAUUAUUAUUAUGUUGGACCUGUAAACUAAAUAUGCUAUGCAUGUUUGAUGGAUUGGAUGAGGGAGCUGAGCUCCCAUUUAUUUUAUGUUGAUGAGUAUGUGGAGGGUGAGCUGAGCUCCCCAAAUGACCA